Messenger RNA from Abrus precatorius (Indian licorice), 1662 nucleotides. RefSeq names its product UDP-galactose/UDP-glucose transporter 5-like. Lineage: Eukaryota; Viridiplantae; Streptophyta; Magnoliopsida; Fabales; Fabaceae. The record is from RefSeq and is a predicted model, not a curated record. Bases 168 to 1223 code for a protein of 351 amino acids. Gene Ontology annotation, biological process: transmembrane transport. Gene Ontology annotation, molecular function: 3'-phosphoadenosine 5'-phosphosulfate transmembrane transporter activity. Gene Ontology annotation, cellular component: Golgi membrane; endoplasmic reticulum membrane. The transcript is spliced from 12 exons.
ACGUGGCAGAACUUGCUUUUCUCGCAUGAAACAGCGACUGAGGAAAAAACAAAACAAAACAAAACACGGGUGAUGAAGAAACCUCUGACAUCUGAACCUGAGGCACGCGCUCUCUAAAUCGACGUCGUUUGGUUGUGUUCUAUGUCAGUGUGGUGCUUGCUUUGGAUAUGGCGGAAACAACCACUUCUUCCCUUUCUUCUUCGGCUGAUUGGAAUUGGAGACACAUCAAGUUGUGGAAAGGCACAUUUGCUGUCACCGGAAUCAUGCUCACUCUCGUUACCUAUGGCGUCUUGCAGGAAAAGAUCAUGAGAGUCCCAUAUGGGGUGGACAAGGAUUACUUCAAAUAUUCUCUUUUUCUUGUUUUCUGUAACCGCAUCACCACGUCUGCUGUUUCUGCAGGUGCUUUACUGGCUAGUAAAAAGGCAUUGGAUCCUGUAGCUCCCAUUUAUACGUAUUGCCUUGUGUCAGUUUCAAACAUACUGACUACAACUUGUCAGUACGAGGCCCUCAAAUAUGUUAGUUUCCCUGUUCAGACUCUUGCAAAGUGUGCUAAAAUGAUACCAGUUAUGGUCUGGGGCACUCUCAUAAUGCAGAAGAGAUAUCAGGGAAAUGACUAUUUGUUGGCCUUUUUAGUAACCCUUGGCUGCUCAGUAUUCAUCCUGUAUCCAGCAGGGACGGAUAUAAGUCCAUACGGUAGAGGAAGGGAAAAUACUGUUUGGGGCAUUUUCCUAAUGAUUGGUUACCUUGGGUGUGAUGGCUUUACAAGUACAUUCCAAGAUAAGCUGUUUAGAGGGUAUGAAAUGGAGAUACAUAAUCAGAUAUUCUAUACAACUUUGUGUUCCUGUAUUCUUAGUCUGACAGGUCUUAUCUUACAAGGACAUUUAUUACCAGCAGUAGAGUUUGUUUAUCGCCAUAAUGAUUGUUUCUUUGACAUUGCAUUGCUUUCGACUGUUGCAACAGCUAGUCAAUUUUUUAUUUCCUAUACAAUUCGAACUUUUGGUGCUCUGACAUUUGCUACUAUAAUGACAACUAGACAGUUGGUAAGCAUCAUGCUGUCAUGUGUGUGGUUUGCGCAUCCUCUUAGCUGGGAACAGUGGAUUGGAGCUGUAAUUGUCUUUGGCGCCAUUUAUGCAAAAAGCUUCUUGAGGAAAGCACCCCAAAAGACAACCCCUUCUGUAGAACUUGUACAAAAUGAAAUUCCAAAUAAUUUGAAGAACCCUUGAUGGAGAUUAAUGCCUUUGCUGACCUGCCACCUGAUACUUCCUGUAGUAGUGGGGCAGCUUCAAUUUUAAGUUCAGAGCUGUGCGCAGAUUCAAUUUCAGGUCUUGGCUAGUGCAUUAUUUGAAGGGAUGAUCAAUAAUAUACGGAUCAAAGCCGAAAGAAUAUUAUAAAUUGAAAGUGUACGAUGUGUUUGCCCAAGCAAGGUUGUUUCUUUCUUUAGUAUUCCAUAAUGUGUUUUUGUUAAAAUUGGAAGGCUUAUGCUAAGUUCUUGGGCCCGUCAUUAUGUCAUUACCAUAAAUUUGUGAGGGGAUGUGUUCUUAAAGGAACGAUUUAGGUUGACAGAGAAACUAAUUCGGAUAUCUAUGAAACUUCUAGUUGAAGAUAUAUUUAGUUGUGUGUAUAUCAUUUGUAUAUGUGAUAAUAUACUUCAUUUCUAGGGUU